Messenger RNA from Cydia amplana, 2550 nucleotides. RefSeq names its product monocarboxylate transporter 14-like. Gene Ontology annotation, molecular function: monocarboxylic acid transmembrane transporter activity. Gene Ontology annotation, cellular component: membrane. The coding region runs from base 171 to 2519 and encodes 782 amino acids. Gene Ontology annotation, biological process: transmembrane transport. Lineage: Eukaryota; Metazoa; Arthropoda; Insecta; Lepidoptera; Tortricidae. The record is from RefSeq and is a predicted model, not a curated record. The transcript is spliced from 5 exons.
UACCGCCGCCCCCGAAGCCGGGAUGACGUACCGGCGCCGCGCCUUUAUUUACAUUUUUGAUUAACAAAACUAACUAAACCAUCACGUGUGUUAUGUUCACACUCGUAACUAGACCCCAUUUACCUAAAACAUAUGAAAAAAGUCACAUUCUGACUGUGAAUCUUUAGAAAAUGGUAGAAGAUCACGAAUCGAGUAAAGAUAAUGGAAAACCAGUAGAAAAGAACAUGGACGCAAUCGAAGCUGCAGCUGGCUUGGACGAGAAGAAAGAUCUCGACAAAAUAAACUCAAUCAAAUCAAAUGGACAUGACUUAGCUGCUCAAUACACUAAAGCUGAUGGUGAUGAGUCACCAGUUGAUCGGGUGAAAUUUGUAGGAAUAGGAGAUGAUGAUAGCAUCUGUUCCGAUGAGUCAAGUGAAGAAGACAAGCUCCCACCAAUACCAGAUGGUGGAUGGGGCUGGGUAGUUGUAAUCUCUGCGUUUCUAGUCUCUGCCUGUGCCGAUGGCUUGGCAUUUUCUUUCGGAUUACUUCACGAAGAAUUUACUUCGUACUUCGAAACCACGCAAUCAAAGACAUCUUUGAUUGGAAGCUUGUUCAUAGCUACUCCGUUGUUAGCUGGACCAAUUAUGAGCGCUUUAGUGGACCGAUAUGGCUGCAGAAUAAUGACUAUGCUGGCUGGAGUCCUUUCAACGGUUGGAUUCCUUUUGGCUUCAUUGAGCAAUUCUGUUGAAGUACUCUGUCUAACAUUCGGUUUUCUGAGUGGAUUAGCUAUGGGCAUUUUAUACGUAACUGCUGUCGUAUCAGUAGCGUUCUGGUUCGACAAACGAAGAAACUUGGCGGUAUCUUUAGCUUCGUGCGGAAUAGGUUUCGGCACAUUGUUAUACUCACCGAUGACGAAUUAUUUUCUAUAUUUAUAUGAUUGGAGGAAUACUAUAGUGUUACUAGCUGGUACUUUGUUAAAUAUGUGUGUUUGUGGAGCUCUGAUGAGGAAUCCUGAAUGGUUGGAGAUAAAAAUGAAGCGUGAGAGGAAGGAGAGGAAGUUAUCAAGGUCAAAGUCUGGAAGAUCGUCCAGUAAUAGCUCUGCUGGCUCUACCGGAGGAGAGUCGGUGUUCUUAAAUGCUGAAGAGAUUAGAGACUUGCUGAAGAGUGGAAAGAGCCCCGAGUACAUUUUAUCCACCUUGGCUACGACUAUAGCAGAGGCUGAACAACUAGAAGCUACUACUCAGAUGAACGCAGAUCAAGGAUUUCAAAGAAGAAUGCAUUCAGCGAUUCAUCUACCUACAUUCGUACAGCAGAAUGAAAAGGUGCCAGCGGAAGUAAUUGAAAAACUGAUGACCAAUAAGCGUCUGUAUAACAUAAUACUCCAAAACUAUCCAGAUGUAUUGACGAGAAGAAAAUCUGAAGUCAAUAUUGCCAUACCGACCGAAGCUAAAAACGAACCAGCUCAACUACCAGUAACUAUCAAAGUCAAGAAACCUAAGCAUGAAUCGGAAACUAAGAAAUCUGAAGAGAAAAUUAAUGAAGAAAAUAAGGCUGAAGAAAAAGUGGGAUCAAGUAGCGCUCUAACAGCGAGUAAUAUUAAAUUAUUGCAAGAUAAGUCUAAGCACAAACCUCAUACUCACCAUACGCAUGCGUCACACAAUAUGCCGCAAACUAACUGGUUUUCGAGACAAAUAUCCACGGAUCAUCAUUAUCUGAGAGAAAUGUAUCUGACCAGAAAUACAAUGAUGCAUAGAGGAGCCAUGCUCAAUAUACCGAGGUACAAGCUUCGGGCCUCUUCGCUUCCUGAUAUUUAUCGGAAUUCGAUGUGGUCUCUUGCGUCUGAAUCGGACGAUGAAAUGAUGUGGUAUGACCGCUUCUUCGAGACCAUGAAGUCCAUGUUUGACUUCCGAAUGUUCACCGAGUUCCACUUCCUGAUGUUCAACCUGGCGUCCCUCAUCCUCUCCGUGUGGUUCAUCGUGCCGUACUUCUUCCUGACGUCCUACAUGACGGAUAGCGGCGUUGAGGGCGGUGCUGUGAUGAUUAGUAUCAUUGGGGUCGCCAGCAGCAUUGGGAUUGUCGUCCUCGGCUGGGCCGGCGACCAGCCCUGGAUCAACGUGACCAAGACCUACGCGAUCUGCCUCGUCAUCUGCGGUCUCUCCGUCGCGGCCUACCCUCCCUUCAUCACGAACUACUGGGCGCUGACCGUCAUCUCAGCGAUCUUUGGCCUGUCGUUCGCCAGCUCCUACUCCUAUACGCCUGCCAUACUGAUGGAGCUGAUGCCGAUCGAUCAUUUCACUGUGGCUUAUGGGUUGAUUCUGUUGAGUCAGGGGAUCGGACAUCUUGUGGGGCCGCCUAUUGGAGGAAUGCUCUUUGACGUGACCGGAACCUGGGACUUGACAUUCUAUAUCGGCGGCCUCUGGUUGGUCAUCUCCGGUGUGUGCGUAGGCGUGAUCGCGUACACGAAGGACCUGCGUAUGUGUGGGAGCGCCCCGUUGCUAAAGGAGGCUGAGGAGCAGAGCGAGAGCGGUGCUGAUGUGUGAGAGAGAUAUCCCAUAAACAAGUGACUACACA